CACACACGCUCAAGCCAUCACACUCGUCACACCCGCUCCGCGGAACCGCUGCUCACCGAUUCUCACCGAACCGUAACAUCCAAACAGCUCCAGCAUGUCUUCAGAAGGAUUAGGCGAGACUUUGGUGAUUCGCUUCGGGCUGAUAAACGCCGACAACAAAUACCUGACAGCGGAGACGUUCGGUUUUAAAAUCAACGCCUCGGCGAGCUCCAUGAAGAAAAAGCAGGUGUGGACCCUGGAGCAGUCCGGUGACCACGGAGACUCCAAUGCCGUGUUCAUCAAAAGCCACCUGGGUCGCUACCUCGCCACCGACAAGGACGGCAACGUGACGGCGGACAGCGAGCAGCCCGGCCCGGACUGUCGGUUCCUCGUGAUCGCCCACGACGACGGCCGGUGGUCCCUGCAGUCCGAGCCCCACUCGCGCUACCUGGGCGGGACCGAGGACCGGAUCGCGUGCUUUGCGCAAAGCAUCUCGCCUGCGGAGAAAUGGAACGUGCACCUGGCCGUCCACCCUCAGGUGAACGUGUACAGCAUCGCGCGCAAGCGGUACGCGCACCUGUGUGCCGAGAGGAGCGAGCUCGCCGUGGACCGCGACGUGCCGUGGGGCGUGGACUCGCUGCUCACGCUCGUCUACCUGGAUCACCGGUAUCACCUGCAGACCGCCGACAACCGCUUCCUCACGUGCAGCGGUGCCCUGACGGCCAAACCGGGCACGGGCACCGGGUUCACGUUGGAAUUUCGCGCGGGGAAGGUGGCUUUCCGGGACGCCACGGGCAAAUACAUCGCGCCCACGGGCCCCACCGGGACCAUGAAGUCUGGCAAGAGCGCGCGCGUCGGCAAAUUUGAGCUGUUUGUCCUCGAGCAAAGUCACGGGCAAGUGGUGCUUACCGCCAGCAACGAGAGAAACAUCUCCAUGCGCCAGGGGGUUGAUUUAUCAGCCAAUCAGGAUGAGGAAUCUGAUCAGGAGGUGUUUCAGAUGGAGAUGGACAGGGAGACAAAGCGCUGUACCUUCCGAUCUUGCAAUGGGAAGUAUUGGAGUCUCACCCCAAGUGGAGCGAUCCAAUGCUCUGCCUCCACUAAAUCCCCCAGUUGUUUCUUUGACCUUGAGUGGAAAGGGUCAAAAGUCGCACUGAAGGCCAGUAAUGGUAAAUACCUGGCAGCCAAAAAGAACGGACAGCUGGCGGCUGCUGUGGACUCCGCAGGUGAGCAGGAGGAGUUUGUGUUGAAGCUCAUCAACAGGCCAUUGAUUGUGCUGCGUGGGGAACACGGCUUUAUUGGUUGCCGCAAACAAGGAACUGGAACACUUGAUUCCAACCGCUCAUCCUAUGAUGUCUUCCAGUUAGAGUACAACAACAAUGCUUACAGCCUCAGAGACUCAGUGGGGAAGUAUUGGACGGUGGAGGCAGAUGGCUCUGUCAUCAGCAGCAGUGACACACCUGUCUAUUUCCACUUUGAGUUCUGUGAUUAUAAUAAAGUGGUCAUUAAGACAAAGGAGGGCAAGUAUCUUAAGGGAGACCAUGCUGGGGUGCUCAAAGCCAGCGGUCAGGCGAUUGCUGAUGCAACAUUGUGGGAAUACUGAGAAACAUUCAGCAAUCUACACACACAAACAAACAUGUGUGUUCUCUAAACCUAUACUUAAACAUAACACAUUCUCUACAGCAUAAGCACAUGAUAACAUACAGUCCAUAUCACACAACAUACAAAAAUAUCUCAACAUAAUCUAAUGGAUCAAGGCACAAAAACACAUUUGAAUGUAUAAGUAUAAGCAAAUGCACAAAUUAGCUUAAACUUUAAAACUCAUUAAAUUAAAUAGUUCAGACAAAAUUAUGAAUUCUGACAUGAUUUACUCAUCCUCAUAUUAUUGAAACCUGUACGACGUUUUUUUCUGUGCAGCAUAAAAGACACUAUUUUGAAGAACACUGGGGUGCAAACCCCCAAAAAUGCAUUGGACCCUUUUGAUUUUUUAUUUUAUGAACAAAAAUACAAUUGAAGUCAAAGGGAGCCAAUACUGUUUGGUUAUCAGCGUUCUACAAAAUAUCUCAUUUUGUGUUCAGCAGAAGAAAGAAAUGGAUACAGGUUUGG
Messenger RNA from Sinocyclocheilus rhinocerous, 2082 nucleotides. RefSeq names its product fascin actin-bundling protein 1b (gene fscn1b). The coding region runs from base 95 to 1579 and encodes 494 amino acids. Gene Ontology annotation, biological process: actin filament bundle assembly; cell migration; establishment or maintenance of cell polarity. Gene Ontology annotation, molecular function: actin filament binding; protein-macromolecule adaptor activity. The transcript has 5 exons. The record is from RefSeq and is a predicted model, not a curated record. Lineage: Eukaryota; Metazoa; Chordata; Actinopteri; Cypriniformes; Cyprinidae. Gene Ontology annotation, cellular component: actin cytoskeleton; cytoplasm; cell projection membrane.